Messenger RNA from Corticium candelabrum, 1981 nucleotides. RefSeq names its product synaptic vesicle 2-related protein-like. Gene Ontology annotation, molecular function: transmembrane transporter activity. NCBI's taxonomy places the organism in Eukaryota, Metazoa, Porifera, Homoscleromorpha, Homosclerophorida, Plakinidae. Gene Ontology annotation, biological process: transmembrane transport. The coding region runs from base 50 to 1714 and encodes 554 amino acids. The transcript has 14 exons. Gene Ontology annotation, cellular component: membrane. The record is from RefSeq and is a predicted model, not a curated record.
CAAACCACACCUCUCAUACACAUGUGCACAGUCGUUGUAGUUUCUUACAAUGGAUGUGCGGUUAACUAAGUGCGAAUCUAAUGACGGAGAAGAAGGAGACGAGUUUCAGGUUGAGUUCAAUCCGUCUGAUAAAGUUUACACUGUUGAAGAUGCCGUUGAAGCAUGUGGGUUCGGGUGGUUUCAAAUCAGACUGUCAGUGUUCGCUGGACUCAUAUGGAUGGUCGAUGCCAUGGAAAUCAUGGUUUUAGCCAUACUAGCGCCAGAAGCUCGUUGUGACUACAACUUGGAAACGUGGCAGGAGGGUCUUAUCACUACAAUUGUGUUUGCUGGAAUGCUCCUCGGAGCUGGCUUGUGGGGCAUGUUCAUGGACAAAUUUGGUCGAAGAAAAGGUCUCUUUAUUUUUUGUGUAUUUGUAUCUGUGAUGUCACUAGUGAGUGCCUUCGCUCCAAAUUACCCUCUACUGGUAAUAUUUAGAGGAAUUGUUGGGUUUGGCAUUGCUGGAGGUGCUCAAGCAGUGACUUUCUAUGCUGAAUUCCUUCCAGUAAAGAGUCGAGCAUAUUGCCUCAUUUUUAUUGAGGUAUUCUUUGCUUUAGGAACAUUUGUGGAAGUUCUGUUGGCUCUUGUUGUUCUUGGCCAUUUUAAGUUGGACUGGCAUUGGUUGUUGGGAUUUACUGCAGUGCCACUAUUUAUAGAUCUGCUGGCUUUUAUUUUUGUACCAGAGAGCAUUAGAUAUCUAGUAGCAAGCAACAAAAUGGAAAAUGCAACUCAAGUUCUUGAGCAGAUUGCUAGAAUUAAUGGAAAGAAAUUGCCUGAAGGACGAUUGGUGUCCAAGGGCGAAAAAGAAAUGAUUGAGAUGUUGGCUUUGGAGCAGCAGUCACCAUGUGAUGAUGAUGGUGAGACUGAUGAGGAUGAUAGAAAGUCACCCACGAAUGAUGACACAGAGAGACUAAUGAACAGGGCUUCGGAAAAGGAUGAAGAAGUUCGGCAAGGGAAUUUCUUGGAAUUAUUUUCAAGUCAAGAGCGUGCUACUACAACCGUUCUGCUCUGGAUUGUCUGGUUGACUGCAGCUUUUGGUUACUAUGGUGUUGUUCUUCUCACCACUGAAAUACUGGAUAUCAUCAAGGAGCAGAAUGCUGAUAGUGUUAACAGCACUUUAUUUGCCAAUACCAGUGGUAGUUACAGUUCAGAUGUUCUUCAGUGUACAAGAGUAGAACAUAAUCGAACAGACGGCCAGUGCAAGAGGUUGGAGUUUGAUGAUUAUAUUCAAGUCCUAUGGACAACACUAGCAGAAUUUCCAGAGCUCUAUUUCUUAGGUCUCUUGUUCACUGUUCUAAUCAUUGAACGCAUUGGAAGAAAGAAAACACUGGCAGUUCAAUUUUCCUUAGCUGUUGUCUUCUUCUUUUUAAUGUUUAUUUGUCCAAUACACAAAAUUGUGUUAAUGACUCUCAUAUUUGGUGCAAGAAGUGCCCUGACAGGAGCUUUCCAAGCAGCCUAUGUGUACACACCAGAGGUAUAUCCCACUUCUAUCAGAGCUCUUGGACUGGGAUUCUGUAGCUCUUCAGCUCGUAUUGGAGCCAUGGCCACUCCUUUUGUUGCUGAAGUGUUAUUAAGGAAGACACUACGAGGUGGAGAAGGGCUGUAUGCUGCAUUUUGUAUUGUUGCUGCUAUUUGCUCGUUGCUGUUGCCAAUUGAAACAAAAGGCAGAGAACUUUGAGUAAGUAUUGGAAAUGAGGGUUCUCUUGCUUAUCUUGAAUAGUUUUUAUACUAUUUGGGAAUCACUCACCACUUCAUGGGAAAAGGGUGCGCUUAAACUUGAUAUUUUGAUGUAACUUGAACUAUAGAACAUUCAUAGAUGGCACUGAAAGGUAUUGAGGAACAUAAAUUAUGAAUUCACUACUUCACUAUGGUAACUGUUUUUAAAUAACAAAUACCUUUGUAAAUGUAGCAGUUUUAUCAAACUAUUUUUCUCUCCUUUUUCGUC